Messenger RNA from Oreochromis aureus, 1420 nucleotides. Its product is annotated as coagulation factor VII-like. The coding region runs from base 16 to 1107 and encodes 363 amino acids. Gene Ontology annotation, biological process: proteolysis. Gene Ontology annotation, molecular function: calcium ion binding; serine-type endopeptidase activity. The record is from RefSeq and is a predicted model, not a curated record. The transcript has 6 exons. NCBI's taxonomy places the organism in Eukaryota, Metazoa, Chordata, Actinopteri, Cichliformes, Cichlidae.
CUGAAUCUGGUCAACAUGCUGCUGAAGGGCUGCUGCAUCAUCUGGACUCUGCUGUGGGGCAUCGCUGCUGCUGCAGGUCGUGACCCCUGCCUAAUCAACCCAUGUCAUAAUAAUGGGACAUGCAUUAAUCUGGGAAAUAGCCAAAAAUGUCAGUGUCUCGAUGGGUUUGAAGGACGAUACUGUCAGACAGUCUUUGAAGAUACCCUGAAUUGCCUUUACCUAAAUGGGCACUGUGAGCAGUUCUGUGAUGGUUCAGGAUCUAGACGUCGAUGUUACUGUGCUGAUGGAUACGUGCUGGGAGACGAUGGACGACAGUGUGUCCCCAACGUGGAGUAUCCAUGUGGUCGGGUGGCACAAAUGGGACAAAACCAGACUGCAGUGAUUACUCCAAGGAUGGUGGGGACUUACCACUGUCCCAAAGGACAUUGUCCGUGGCAGGCUCUUCUGACUGAAAAUCACAUGUUCUCCUGCGGUGCCAUCAUCUUGUCAGAUCGAUGGAUUUUAACUGCAGCUCACUGUGUUUAUCAAAAACCUAGCACCAUGCUCCACAUCACUGUUGGUGAGCAUGACAUAAGGGAAGAUGAAAAAACAGAACAGCGGCGGCGGGUGCUCAAAGUUGUGUGCCAUGAAGACUACAACGUGACUAGCUCUGACAGCGACCUGGCUUUGUUGAAGCUUCACCGCCCAGUAAAACUGGGCCGCCAUGUUGUGCCCAUCUGCCUUCCUGCCCGCAACAGCACCUUCACCCAGACACUGGAAACCGUCCGCAACUCAACUGUGUCUGGUUGGGGUCGUCUGGCACAGUUUGGCUCCACCUCAAGAUACCUGCAGCGUCUGCAGCUGCCGAGGGUCCCGGUGCAGGAGUGCCGCCUCCACUCCGGGCUCAACAUCACCAAGAACAUGAUUUGUGCUGGCUUCAAGCGUGGUGGCCCAGAUGCUUGCGGGGGUAACGGCGGGGGCCCACUGGUGACACAAUACAAGAAAACCUGGUUCCUUACAGGUGUGGUGAGCUGGGGGAAAGGGUGUGGCCAAGAAAACAUGUACGGCGUCUACACGAAGGUCACCAACUUCCUGGACUGGAUUGAGAAUGUCAUGGCAACUGGCUGAAAUGUGUUUUAGUCACUGUGUCAAAGCAGUUCAAGAGUUAAACAGAGUAAGAAUCCAGUAUUAGAAACAUUAGUUCAGUAAUUAUUGUCAAGGAGACACAAAUGUAUAAAAAUAAUAUUCAUUUUCUGAUGCUGUGCUCAAAUAGCUUUAACUUCCACACCUUCAUGUGCCUAAAAAAAUGCCAGAGAUUUAGUUUCAGAAGCUUUGUGAACAAAAAAAGAAUUUUUGACUGUCAGCUGGAGGAACUUCAUCACAAUAAAGUUGGUCCUGAACAAAAUCCAAAGUUUUGCAAAAGUCAGCAAAUUAAAAAAUU